Molecule: messenger RNA, 1286 nt
Organism: Brassica napus (rape)
Lineage: Eukaryota; Viridiplantae; Streptophyta; Magnoliopsida; Brassicales; Brassicaceae
Product: protein SODIUM POTASSIUM ROOT DEFECTIVE 1
Exons: 3
Coding region: 95-1129 (344 amino acids)
Molecular function (GO): metal ion binding
Source: RefSeq, a predicted model, not a curated record
GCAACCUCUCCCCAUUUUUAUUUCUAUACAACAACUAUAGACUGUUUCUUAAAACUAUUUUACAUCGUAAGAAAAAAAAAAAAGAGCAUUAAAAAUGUUAUGUGCAUCUCAAGCAUCAACAAGAAACAUUUGCUCAACCAUGGACCAACCCUCACAACCUUCUUCUUCUUCACCCACGGUCCGGCUCGGUGGUCGAGCCAUCGACCGUCAUAACCCAAUCAUACGUGACGGUCGGAGGUUCACUCCUCCACCUUCUCCUAACCACAACUCCUCAUCUGCUCCUCCUUCUUCGUCUUCUACGUAUCAUACUCCUCUCAAGACUAGACUUGGUCUAGAGAGCAGCGAGACAACACGUGUUUCGAAGAGGAAGAGCAAGAAAAAUCAAUUUGACGCUGGUAAGUCGCCCAUUAGUUGUUUUACCAGUGACACUCCUCAAGGUUCUUCAAGGUACUUACUGAGCAACCCGGUUUUCUUUGACGGGUUUGUGGACUCUGACCCGAUUCCAGUACCUAUUGAACCGGAGAUAACCAUGGAUGAAGAUUUGGAUAAGACUCAUGAAGAUAGAUUGGUAAUAAACGCCUCUAAGCAUCUCUCUUCUUCUUCUUUCUUGGAGAAUAAGCAACCUGAUUUCUUCGAUGGAUUCUUGGACUAUGACCCGGUUAUGUCUCCGAAUAAUCCUUUCUAUGAAUCCACAAAAGCUUCUCCGAUAGCAUCUCAAAGCUCUCAUGAAGAUAAAGAUGUUUCAUCUCCAGAUAAUCCUUUGUCCGAACACACAAAAGCUUCUCCGACAGCAUCUCAAAGCUCUCUUGAAGAUAAAGAUGUUUCGUCUCCGGAUUUCAAGUUCUCUCCUCCACAACCUCCACCACCUCCUCCUCCACCGUCGCCGCCGCCAAUGGAGAAUAACUCAUCUUCUGACCAAGUGGUAGUCUUGAGAGUGUCACUUCACUGCAAAGGCUGUGCAGGAAAAGUCAAGAAACAUCUUUCGAAACUGAAAGGCGUGACGUCGUUUAACAUAGACUUCGCUGCGAAGAAGGUUACUGUGACAGGAGACGUAACGCCGUUAGCUGUGCUAGCGAGUAUUUCCAAAGUUAAAAACGCCCAGGUGUGGCCUGAGACUAUUCAGAAGUAAUCUCUCUUUACAUGUAUUCCUUUUUCUGUUAAGUUUAUUGCUAUGUUUUCUUCAGUGUUGUUAUGUUUAUUUUGGAAGACAGUUUGUGAAAAACGUUACUCUCUUUUGUAAGUUCAUUGUGUGUGUUGGCAUCAGAAUUUACAAAAUUUCUUAAGUA